ACUCUUCUUUCACUUUUUCUUUAACUUUUACAUAUAUUAAACUAUGGGUUUUUUCAGCGCGCUAGAAGCUAUCGCCCAUGGAGGAAUCCAGCAACCAGAAUCCUACGCGAAAAAGAAGAACUACCACUUUGAACAUGAACUCGGACGUGGGUCCUUUGGUUCCGUCAGAAAAGCAACUCGUGUCGCGGAUAAAAAGGAAGUCGCCGUCAAAAUCAUUGCCAAGAAGACAGUGAAGGGUCACUUUGAUAUGGUGCAAACUGAAACCGCCGUUAUGAAGGACCUUGAUCACCCUAAUGUCAUUCACUUGUAUGACUUUUUCGAAUCGCGUGACAAGUUCUAUAUGGUGUUUGAACUGGCUACGGGUGGUGAAUUAUUCGAACGCUUAUUUGAACGCGGCAAGUUCACUGAGAAGGACGCUGUGGUCGUUGUUCGAUCGAUACUGAACGGCGUUGAGUAUCUUCAUUCGCACAAUAUUGUUCACCGCGAUAUGAAACCCGAGAAUCUGCUGUUCAAAAGCCCCGACUCGGAUGCUGAUCUAGCAAUUUGCGAUUUUGGUAUCGCCAAGGAGAACGAUGAGGCUGGGUCCGCUCUGGAUACCGUGUGCGGCUCUCCUCUCUAUGUUGCACCAGAAGUAUUGCUCCGGAAAGGCUAUGGAUCACCCGUCGAUAUGUGGGCUAUAGGUGUGAUCACAUAUAUGCUCCUGUGCGGAUACCAACCUUUCACCUCGGAAGAUCAGAUUGAACUCAUUGACGAAAUCACCAAUGCUCGUUAUGAGUUUCAUGAACGUUACUGGCGUAAUAUCUCUCAGGAUGCCAAAGAUUUUAUCCGCAGAUUGUUGACGUUGGAUCCAAAGGCUCGGCCUACGGCUUCCGAAGCGUUGAAUGAUAAAUGGAUGACGGGCGCCGAUGCUACAGACAUUGAUAUUCUUGGCACCGUCCGUGAGAACUUCAACCCGCGUCGAACGCUCAAGAAUGCUGUACGAGCAGUCAGUGCCAUGAACCGCCUCCGAUCAGGAUCGCUGAACAAAGACGGAGAAAAGAAUGGUGAGGGUAAUAAACCUCCAGUGCCUGCACUGGCCAAGGUCCUUAAAGCGGCAGCGGCUGCUAAAGCCAACCAGCAGAAAGCAAAUAACGGUGGUAUCCCUGCAGCAGCUGCACAGUAGUUUCCAUUUUUCCGUUCUGUACUCUUCCUCACACAAUUUGUGUCAAAAAGAAACCCGCCACAGCCACAAACAAACCAGCGAAACAACUCAUCUGCCCUUUCUAAAUUUCUUCCUUUCCUCCGCCACACAUGCAGCACAACGCAUACCAUGCACCUACCGCCUCUUUAGUUACUCUUAUAUAUUACUUAUAUUAUACCUUUAUAUGCUAUUCGUCAUCUACAUCUUUUUCUUUUCUUUUUCCCUUUUCUUUUUCCUAUCUAUUAAUUGAUUACAAAU
Messenger RNA from Zychaea mexicana, 1438 nucleotides. Its product is annotated as kinase-like domain-containing protein. The coding region runs from base 44 to 1162 and encodes 372 amino acids. Gene Ontology annotation, molecular function: calcium/calmodulin-dependent protein kinase activity; ATP binding. The transcript is spliced from 11 exons. Lineage: Eukaryota; Fungi; Mucoromycota; Mucoromycetes; Mucorales; Lichtheimiaceae. Gene Ontology annotation, biological process: cellular response to oxidative stress; protein phosphorylation. The record is from RefSeq and is a predicted model, not a curated record.